CGACACGCGCCCUUGACUUCCUCUUCACUGCGCGAGCCUGAGCGAAACAGGCACUUAAAAGCCGCCAUGCCCGUUGCCAGGAGCUGGGUUUGUCGCAAGACUUAUGUUACCCCCCGCCGUCCCUUCGAGAAGUCUCGUCUCGACCAGGAGUUGAAACUCAUCGGCGAGUACGGACUGAGGAACAAGCGUGAGGUGUGGAGGGUCAAGUUCACCCUGGCCAAGAUUCGUAAAGCCGCCAGAGAGCUGCUCACUCUGGACGAGAAAGACCCCAAGCGUCUGUUUGAAGGCAAUGCCUUGCUCAGACGUCUGGUGAGGAUCGGGGUGCUGGAUGAGGGGAAGAUGAAGCUGGAUUACAUCCUGGGCCUGAAGGUGGAGGACUUCCUGGAGCGGAGGCUGCAGACUCAGGUUUUCAAGCUGGGACUGGCCAAGAGUAUCCACCACGCCCGCGUCCUCAUCCGCCAGAGGCACAUCCGCGUGCGCAAGCAGGUGGUGAACAUCCCGUCCUUCGUGGUCCGCCUGGACAGCCAGAAGCACAUCGACUUCUCGCUCAGGUCCCCCUACGGCGGCGGACGUCCGGGCCGCGUCAAGAGGAAGAACAGCAAGAAGGGCCAGGGCGGUGCUGGUGGAGCUGAUGACGAGGAGGAAGAUUAAGAAGGAUGUAGUUUCCAGGAGACUUGUGUACUUCCUGUUCUGUCAAGUGAUCAAUAAAUGCUUGGCCUACAAA
This is a messenger RNA of Doryrhamphus excisus (bluestripe pipefish), 724 nucleotides long. RefSeq names its product ribosomal protein S9 (gene rps9). The record is from RefSeq and is a predicted model, not a curated record. Gene Ontology annotation, molecular function: structural constituent of ribosome; rRNA binding. Gene Ontology annotation, biological process: translation; ribosomal small subunit biogenesis. NCBI's taxonomy places the organism in Eukaryota, Metazoa, Chordata, Actinopteri, Syngnathiformes, Syngnathidae. Gene Ontology annotation, cellular component: cytosolic small ribosomal subunit.